This is a messenger RNA of Maniola jurtina (meadow brown), 1444 nucleotides long. RefSeq lists its product as uncharacterized. Gene Ontology annotation, molecular function: ATPase inhibitor activity. The coding region runs from base 21 to 1190 and encodes 389 amino acids. Gene Ontology annotation, cellular component: mitochondrion. The record is from RefSeq and is a predicted model, not a curated record. Gene Ontology annotation, biological process: negative regulation of ATP-dependent activity. The transcript has 7 exons. NCBI's taxonomy places the organism in Eukaryota, Metazoa, Arthropoda, Insecta, Lepidoptera, Nymphalidae.
CGCGGGAGGUGUCGCGAAAAAUGGUUAGAAUAGCGAGCAAGCGUGCUAGGACUCCGAAUUGGUCGCCCGAAGAAAAACAAUACCUGCUGGAACUAAUCAAAGAGCACAAGGAAGUGGUUAUCACUAAACCUAACAAUGGACCUAACCAUUCCGAGGAAAAAGAUGUAGCGUGGAACGAUAUCCUACGUAAACUAGCUGUGAAGUUCGGUAACAAAUUCACUGGACUGUCCAUCAAGAAGGUUAAAACCCAAUGGCAGAACAUGAGACGCAUCGCUCGCGAUGAAAUUGUCCAUAACGCAGGCGUGGUAAAUAAAUAUUCGAGGCAGUCCUUUGAAGUGUGUAACUUACUAGAUUUAAUUAAGGAUGGAGUACUUAAGGACGAGAAGGAGUCGAACGAAACAACUAUGACAACUAACAUUGAAAUUAAGACUGAAAGCAUUGAUGAAGAUACUAGCCAACCAAGCUGCAGUAACACCAAUCUAUACCAAGAGAGCUUACAGGAAAAAGUCAACGAUACAAGAGCAUCCUCGUCAUGUGUUUCCGAGUCAACUGAAAUUAUGGGCGCUGAAGAUCCCGUGGAGAAUCAGGAGAAUAUAAUUAACAAGAAAUCUGCCAGUUCCAUGACUGAACCUACACUUUUAGAGGAUAGUGGGGCGAGUGUGCCAGUUGAUACAGAAAAGCAAGAGUUUUUAAAGUAUUCAGUCACAGAAAAACAACUAAAAAUAGAAUCCUUGAAAGAAGAACGCCAAGUCUUUAGGGCUAUGCGAGAAACUGCCGAACUAAAUAAGAUUAUUGCAGAACAAAAACUGAAACAUAUUCUUUGGAUGAAAAACCGAGAAAUGGCGAUAGUACAAGUCGUGCAAUUACGGUCAAUCAUGAAUUUCUUAGCAAGGACAAGAACUCCCGUAUUACGUGCAAUUUCAGUUAGAAUGUAUGCUGGUGAGCCAGGCUCUGGCGCUGGAAAGGGUGGAGGUGGCGGUGGUGCCAUCCGUGAAGCUGGUGGUGCGUUUGGCAAGAUGGAGGCUGCUAGGGAAGAUGAAUACUUCUACAAAAAGCAAAAAGAACAGUUGGCCAACUUGAGGGGGCAUUUAGACAAAGAGAUUGCCUUUCACCAAGAGCAGAUUAAACGCCACGAGGAUGCUAUCCGUCGCCACAAAGAGCAAAUGGCUGGAAUGAACCCUGAAAAGUAGAUUAUAAACACCAAUUUAUCCUAAAUGUCCAUUAGAUGAUAGGUUUUGCUGUCUCUGCCACAGUUGCGAGUGUGACUGACGGAUAUCCUGCUGUAUAAGGGCUGGCGUCCACUGGGCUCGCCGAGCCCUGUCGAAUCAAAUCAUAAUUUCACUGCCUAUAUAUUUACGCUGCAGUGCGCCGAGUCGAAUCUCUUGUCAAAUCAGUCGCCUCAUUUAAGUUCAAUUCGACGUGCCUUACCUAACCUAAUGUCCCC